This is a messenger RNA of Corylus avellana, 3449 nucleotides long. RefSeq names its product DEAD/DEAH box RNA helicase family protein. Lineage: Eukaryota; Viridiplantae; Streptophyta; Magnoliopsida; Fagales; Betulaceae. Gene Ontology annotation, cellular component: chromosome; cytoplasm; nucleus. The record is from RefSeq and is a predicted model, not a curated record. Gene Ontology annotation, biological process: double-strand break repair via homologous recombination. Gene Ontology annotation, molecular function: ATP binding; four-way junction helicase activity; 3'-5' DNA helicase activity.
CACCAUCCCAUCCCGUCUUCCAAAUGGAAUCCGAUUCAGACUCUGAUGGCUCUCACAUCUCCGCCACUCCUCCCAGAGACCCAAUUCCACCACCUCCACCGCCACCGACUCUUCUCUCUUCCAACAAAUUCAGAUUUAGGGCUAGAGCCUCCUCUUCCCGCUCCACACCCACUUCAAAAUCCCCAAAACCCUCUUCCGAUCCCAAACUCUCACCCCAAGACCCCUCACCCACCCCCUCUCCCCUCUAUUCUCUCCCUUUCCAAAUCCGCGGCCCCUCCCUUCCCAACCGCCCAAUCCCCACCCUCGAAACCCUUCCCGCCCGCCACCUCUCCCACUUUGCAUCGUUCUCCAAACUCCGGAGACCCUCUCUCAAUUUCCAAGACGACCCCUCUCCACCUCCUCCUCCUCUACCCAAAGCUGAGAGUGAUUCGGUUCCGCAAGAACCAAAAGGUGAAUCUGUGAAUUCGGCGAAUUUUGUGAAGAGGCGUCCCAAUUUGAUUGGAGGGAAUGCGCCUCUGCCUCCUGUGAAAAUACGAAAAUGUGGUGGUGAAGGGAAUUUUGUGAAGCUGAACAUGAAUAGGAGCAGCAAGCGCAAGUUCGUGAACAGAGGAAGAGGAAGGAAUAGUUAUGCUUCGUCUGGUAGAAAAUCUUAUAGAAGGGGUAGGAGAAGAUUGAGACCUGAAGGUGGGAAUGAAGGGGAGAACAACAGUGUGUGUGAAGAGGAUGGUUUGGUUGCAGAAAGCGCAGGACAGAGGCAGAAGAAAUACGAUUGUGAUUUGGUUGAGGCGGCGGUGUCGUCAGCGAGGAACGAGCCGUCAGAUGAGAACUUGGUUAGGUUGUUGAAGGUCGUGUACGGCUACAAUUCGUUCCGAGACGGCCAGUUGGAGGCAAUUAGGAUGGUGCUUGCUGGGGAGUCGACAAUGCUGGUUCUGCCGACUGGUGCGGGGAAGUCGCUGUGCUAUCAGUUGCCAGCGAUGGUGUUGCCAGGGAUAACGGUGGUGGUGAGUCCAUUGGUGGCGCUGAUGAUCGAUCAGCUGAGACAUCUGCCUCCCAUGAUCCGCGGCGGUCUUCUUUGUAGCAGUCAGACGGCUGAUGAAGUUUCCGAGACGCUCAGGCAGCUUCAAGAAGGGACUAUCAGGGUGCUUUUUGUCUCACCCGAGAGAUUUUUAAAUGCAGAAUUCUUGUCAGUAUUUUCUACUAAUUUAUCUACAUCGCUUGUUGUGGUUGAUGAAGCUCACUGUAUCUCUGAAUGGUCACACAAUUUCCGGCCUUCAUACACGAGACUUAGGGCAUCAAUGCUUCGUGCCCGGCUCAAUGUUGGAUGCAUUCUUGCAAUGACUGCUACUGCCACUACCACAACUUUGCACUCGGUUAUGUCUGCUCUAGCUAUUCCGCAAACCAAUCUUAUUCAAAAAGCACAAUUAAGGGAUAAUUUGCAAUUGUCAGUAUCUUUGAGUGGAAAUAGAAUGAAAGAUUUGCUGAUGUUGAUAAAGUCUUCUCCCUUUAAGGAAGUUCAGAGCAUCAUUAUAUACUGCAAAUUUCAGUAUGAAACCGAUCAAAUAAGUAGAUGCUUAUGCGAUAACAAUAUCUCUGCAAAGAGCUAUCACAGUGGUAUCCCUGCUAAAGACCGUAGCCGUACACAGGAGUUGUUUUGUUCUAACAAAAUUAGAGUGGUUGUUGCAACUGUGGCGUUUGGCAUGGGACUUGACAAGCAGGAUGUUGGAGCUGUAAUUCAUUACCGCUUGCCAGAAAGCUUGGAGGAAUAUGUUCAGGAGAUUGGGCGUGCUGGAAGGGAUGGGAGGUUGUCCCAUUGCCAUCUCCUUUUUGAUGAUGACACAUACUUCAAACUUCGUAGUCUUAUGCACAGUGAAGGAGUCGAUGAAUUUGCAGUGAACAAAUUUCUCACUGAAGUUUUCAGCAAUGGCAAGAAUUCGCAAGGGAAAGUGUGUUCGUUAGUCAAAGAAUCUGCAUCCCGCAAGUUUGAUAUGAAAGAAGAGGUGAUGCUGACUCUUCUAACGCACUUGGAGUUGGGUGAAGUGCAAUACUUGUGUUUACAUCCUCAGAUGAAUGUGACUUGCACUCUAAAUUUCCACAAUACUUCCCCAGUGCUGCUUGCUGAAAAGGAUAGAGUGGUUGCAGCAAUUCUUAAGAAAUCUGAAACUAAGCAAGGGCAAUAUGUGUUUGACAUACCUACUGUGGCAAAUAGCAUUGGGAUUACAGCUAUUGACCUGUCAAAUCAGUUGCAGAAUUUAAAGUUCAAGCGAGAAAUAACAUAUGAGGUGAAGGACCCAGCAUAUUGUUAUACAAUUAUGGAAGUACCAGGGGAUUUUUUUUCUCUAUCAGCUCAUCUUACAAAAUGGUUAUCAGAAGUUGAAAUCUGUAAGGUACGGAAGUUGGAUGCAAUGUUUAAUGCUGCAGCCUUUGCGGCGAAUGUGUGUGAAAAGAUGCAUGGUUGCUAUGGUUGUCAGCAUACACCAUGCUUGCAAAGAAAUAUUUUGGAUUACUUCAAUGGAGAAGAUAAUUCUGACAUUUCUAAUAAGAUGGGUCAAAGCAGCCCAUUUUUGCGAGCAGAUAUAAAGGUCUUUCUACAGGGUAACUCACACGCUAAAUUCACCCCCAGAGCUGUUGCAAGGAUAAUGCAUGGAAUUGCAAGCCCAGCCUAUCCUUCUACGUCUUGGUCUAAAACUCAUUUCUGGGGAAGGUAUACACAAAUAGACUUCCAGGUGAUAAUGGAAGCAGCACAAGCAGAACUCAUGAAUGUUGUAGGAAAGAAUGCACUCUAACUGUCCAGGAUCAGGCAUCCAGCAAAUAAACUGCAGCGCCUCUGAAGAUGUUGCCUAGACUUAUUGGCCUUGCAAAGUGUUUACUGCGAGUCAAAUCGCAAUUCAAAAGAUGACAUGUUUGACCACAGCGCAACAUUACGGAUGAUUUUAUUUGUCAACGUACAAAUGUGCUAACUUAUGGCAGGAAGGGCCGAGUGAAGAUUUGCAUGAACCAGAGGGAAGGGCCCAAGUAUGAAAUCCAACUCCUCAUAGCUUCCAUACAUUCAUCAUAUUACAGUUCUUAACGUGGCAUAGUUAUUUCAACAACAGGGUAUUUAGAAACCAUACAAGGGUUGAGCAAUUUAAUCUGCAACUGGAUUCUGAUCUCAAUACCUGGCUGACAAUCCAAAUGGGUUGCCUUGUUCUUAGGCUGCCCGUACAAUCCAACAGGGAAAAGAGUUAAAGACGGAACUGUUAUCUUUUUUCUUGGAGUGGUUAUUACCAAAUGGUAUUAUUAAUGGGUGCCUUGCCGUUAAAUCAGAGGGUUUCGUUAGAAAACAGUUGAGUUGAAUUUUGCAUCAUUUCAUUGGAAGUGAGACAGAUGGGUUUGUAAAUGUUAUCAUAAACGGCACUCCGUGUUGGUCCGAUGAGAGGAAUAUGAUUUUUGGAAUUUGUAUAAAACCGGUU